GAUUCGGCGACGAGUCAUAGCCAUCAGAUUGUUACCGUGAAAUGUAAUUAGUAGUUUUUAUGAAAUGGCCAGGGGCCUUGAUCUCACACCGAGACCCCCGAAUUGGUGCAAGUGUCCCUCCACCCCCCGCUCUUCUUGCCUCCAUCUUCCCCAGUUUAGCACUCUUCCCAUCUUAACCCGAAUAUUAACGCAGUAGAUCGAAGGACGAACGUCACCAUUCUUCUGCAGAUAGAAAAGGCUUUCGAUGUAUAAGGGUUAAUGGGGGUAUCCACAUCCAAGUACUAGGUGAUUGCCGUUAAAUGAGCCGAUGUAUCCACAACCGCAGAAAAAACGAUCAUACUGCCGUGCGAUGAGUUACACAAUCAUGUCGAUGCAGGGUUGAUACUCUACCAUCGCCACUCUUCUUGUCCCUCGUUUGAAUUAUAAUUUAUGCGUACAUGUUGUUCUCCCUUUCCUAUUAUAUCUUAUUUUUGUGCCACCAAGCUCCAUAACCUCACAACAUGGAUUCCGAGCCAGCCGCCCCAGCGUCAUCGCCGUCCUCGAUAAAGAAGUCCGUUAAACAGGCUUGUGAUAAUUGUCGCCGACGGAAAAUUAAAUGCAAUCGAGCUCGGCCGUGUGACAAAUGUCAGCGGCUGCUGCUAUCAUGCUCAUAUAGCGAUAUCUUGCAGCGGAAGGGGCCUAAGUUUCGCACCUUGUAUCCUCUGGCACCACUUCAUCCGCUGGCUUCACAGUAUCCAACUCCUCAGAGUGUUGAGCAGGUGUACAAAUCUAAAUCUCAGUUUCCGCUGGACGGGUCUGUUUCAUCUUUAUCAUGGAAUUAUCCGGCUGGUGAAGGGUACUCGUCUCCCGAGUCCAUGGACUCGCAAUAUGAGCUUCAUAAUUAUCAGAUGCCCCUGCCACAGCCACGAAGACUGUCAUCAACAGUGUUGCUGGCCCAUGUAAACAUAUACUUGAAGUACCUGUAUCCAAUCAUGCCAGUAGUGCGUGCGGAACAGGUGCUCAAUGAUAGCCGCGAGCCUGAAAUGCUCACUCCUCAGCGAUACGCCUUCAUGGCCGCCCUUUGCGCGGCCACUCAUGUGCAGCUCAAGUUAGAUGGUGUCGACGAUGGAACAGAACUUUCAUUACUCGAGCCAGGCUCCUCCAUGUCGGGAGAAGAACUACUUUUAGAAGCCAUAAGUGCCAGAAGACAUUGUGACAUACCCGAAAACAUGAGUCUUGAGUCACUACUUACUUCUUUCUUUCUUUUCGCUGCAUUUGGCAACCUUGACCGUCAGGACCAGGCAUGGUUCUACCUCAGUCAAACGACAUCUAUAGCCCAUACCCUUGGUCUGCAUCGAGAAGCCACAUACUCAGAGCUCGAGGCGAAUAAAGCCGAAGAGCACCGGAGAGUGUUCUGGUUACUGUUUAUCACUGAGAGAGCGUACGCUCUGCAGCAAGCCAAGCCAGUCAUGCUCCGAAACUCUAUAAACAAACCCAAAGUUCUUUACUCCGAUGACCCAGUUCUGGAAUAUGGUUUUCUUAACCUCAUCAACAUAUUCGAAAAGCUGACGCCAGAUCUAUAUGACUGGGUGGCAAUCGGAUGUGAUGAAGCCUUUUCAUCAGGCUCCGUGGCAAAUGACAUCCAACAGAGCCUAUGCGAGUCAGUUCCGUUUGAAGGAAUGAUGCAGAUUCAACAAGUAGAUAUCCUUGUGACGCAACAAUGGCUUCAGGCCAUGAUGUGGAAGCUAUCUAUGGGUAGCUCUCCACGCCCAUCAAACACAGACACAUCGCUACCAUUCCACUUACCUGUAAUGAUCGGAAAGGCACUUAUGGAUGUUGUUGGGUCUGUGUCUCAAAGCGCCAUUGAUGCUCAUGGUAUUGGCAUGGAGCAAAAACUAUACGACAUGGGUAUUUCCAUUGCCGAUGUGACGCGCAAUCUCCGCCCUAACGCCUCAACCCACCUCACAAGCACAGUAGCCGAUCCCAAAGAACUCCUUUGGGGGAUCCUGAACACCCUUAGUCGUAUCCGCGGCUCACGGUCUUAUCUUUUCCCUUCUCUACUCGAACGAACAAGCUGUGUAUUUGGCUUAGAGUCGCCGGCGACCAUGACAAAUACAAUGCGCUACACUCCAGAAGAGAUGUCCCCUACCACUGCUGCUGCUGCUGCAUCAACCUGGCCUGUUGGUGAUGCAGGUUUAAAUUCCUUUCAAGGGCCACUUGGUACCAGCACAGCUUGCAAUAGAUUGCCUAAUGACGGGCGGCAGCAACAACAACAUCAUCAUCAGCAGAACAAUACUGGCCACGACGAUUGUUAUCGACGGGUUUCGAUGGCAUCUCGUGCAUCGCAUCACAGUAUCAAUAUCAAUAUCCCGCCUUUCUCUGACUCGCCAUAUGUUACUUGAUCUAAUGUUAUUAUUAUUUUGCUUAUGUUUAUUUGGAAAGGUCUCCUUUCCACAAAAGAAAAAACACGAUACCAAGGUUUACCCAUGCAGUCAUGUCCUUUCCCCCACCCCUUAUUCUCAAAGGCUUAUGACGGUCAUGACUUAACUUAUACUGCAUGCGGUAUAGAGUUUUACUUCAUCUGUUUUUACUUAUAUCUUUCACUCUUGCUUUUGCUAUCUUGUAUACAAACGACAGUUCUGCGCACUAAAUUACGCGCUUAUACAGGCUUACAGUACACUUGUUUUGACUUGUCUUGUUUUUUUAGCACCAUACCCGUGCGCUGCAUACCGAAAGUCGGGAAGGUUUUGUUGGGAUAUCCUACCUUUGAUCAUUAACUGAUAAUUAUAACCUCCAUUGUCUAAAAUAUACAGAGUUCAACUAAUAGAC
Talaromyces proteolyticus is the source of this 2808-nucleotide messenger RNA. RefSeq names its product fungal-specific transcription factor domain-containing protein. The transcript is spliced from 4 exons. Bases 501 to 2381 code for a protein of 626 amino acids. Gene Ontology annotation, biological process: DNA-templated transcription; regulation of DNA-templated transcription. Gene Ontology annotation, molecular function: DNA-binding transcription factor activity, RNA polymerase II-specific; DNA binding; zinc ion binding. The record is from RefSeq and is a predicted model, not a curated record. NCBI's taxonomy places the organism in Eukaryota, Fungi, Ascomycota, Eurotiomycetes, Eurotiales, Trichocomaceae.